AUGCUAUCAAGAUUGACACCGCCAACUACCACAUUCAAAUCUUUUUUUGGGCAUACCAACACCAACACAAAGAUAUCAAAAUGGAACUGCUAUAUGAUUAAGGACAAAUUCAAUAUCAAGAAUAAGUUGGAAGUGGCCGCUCGAUAUGGAUAUCCAUUCAGGGAAUAUUCCCUGGGUGGCGACGAGGAUGACGAAGAUAGCCCCCGCUUCAAAAGUGAUGGUGGUAGCUAUAAUGAUUGAAUAUUAGAGAUUGAGUGGGGUCAGUUUCGUGGCUCAUAUUAGCAUGAGGAGGAUACUGAGAGGAUAUAUCCAGAGGUCUGCGAUAUACAAUACAGUGGAUAAUCUAGUGGCUGAAUUAAACAUACCCGAAACUAACAAAUAAGCUAAAGUAUGCCGAGUUGCUAAUGUUGUUAAUUGGGAUAGAUGAUGAGCAGUAAUAACGUUAUGCUAGUGUUAUGCGAUUCCUUGCAGCCACAGGAUAAGUAGCAAAUGUAAGUACGGUAAGGCCAAGCUGUAGUUAAAAGAGGCAGUAAUUAAAUGUUCAGAGGGUCUUGUUCACUUCUAUCCUAUGAGGAAACGUGGAGCUCUGAUACUUGUCUUGACUGUGAGUACUAGACGAAAGCAAAUUACGUUAUUUAAAUUUUCAAAUAGCACUGUAUACGUUUAGUCUAUAAUGGAGGCAAAAACUUGAUCCUUUAAAUCGAUUGGAAAUACACUACUGAAAUGAAAACAUUAAUAAAAGAAAUAAUUUAAAAAAUA
Phycomyces blakesleeanus NRRL 1555(-) is the source of this 759-nucleotide messenger RNA. RefSeq lists its product as hypothetical. The transcript is spliced from 4 exons. NCBI's taxonomy places the organism in Eukaryota, Fungi, Mucoromycota, Mucoromycetes, Mucorales, Phycomycetaceae. The record is from RefSeq and is a predicted model, not a curated record. Bases 1 to 240 code for a protein of 79 amino acids.